CCUUCAAGAAUUAGAUUCUCUGCAGAAUGAAAGUGCUAGAGAAAUUAACAAAGGCGAGAACACCGGAGUAUGGUGUUAAACCAUCUUGAUAAUCAGAAGGCUCAGAAAGGCUUGAAACUUCAUCGCAGAGAGGAUUUUCUUUUUACCUUCCCUGCCUCCCGCAAUUAAUGCCAUUUAAUAUAUACUGUCAAUUAUUUUUGAAGGGAAAAUAUGCCUUAAAGCAGCUCUCAAUAGGUUACUGACAUGCGCCACAAAUGUCAUUCCACCUCAAACCCCUUCCAAAACCUAACAAUCACUUUUAAGCCUAGUUCGGGGCACUUUCGUGCUUCACUAAAGCCAGGUCUUCGAGGCAGGCGCAUCAGUACACUUAUUCCACAUCCUCCUGAAAAUCAGCAAUUUCAGUGCUAAGACAGAGAAGCGACUAGCUUUUUGUUUCUAAUUUAAAACCAAGCGAUUUCCAAAAACGAUUCGAGACAAUUUUCAAUGUUUUCAACUACGCAGUGGCUUAUUUCUACAAUUCACGUCAAGUAACCCCUCUCCUCUCCGCCCGCGCCAUUCACCUCCCACCACCCAGGGACCUAGACUCUCUGCGGCCGCCCCUGGCUUCGCUCAGCUUAAAGGGCCGGGCGCGCUUCUACGAGCUUCAGUGCGCACGACUUCGCCGCUCUCCGUAGCCUCUACAGCCAGAGCGGUCAACCAAUGGCCGCCUAGUCUCGUACUCAUCGUCCCGCCUUCCGGUUCCACUGAAGCCAAUAGAAAGAGCCCUCUAACAACAGAAGCCAAUGGGAGGCCGGGGGCGGGCUUAUCAUUGGCUGCGGGCGUCCCGCAGUGCAGUCUGGGCCCCCCCCCCUCCGUUACCCUGGAGCCGAGGUCGCCGCGCCGUUGCAACCCAGGAGCUGACGUCCCCGCCCCUACCUUAGCCCCGUGUUCAAACUUCCCGCACCCCAGCACCCUGAGCGCCCGCCCCGCAGCCGAGUCUGGCAUCCCCUCUUUGGCGGCCAGACGCCGAGGCCCCGCGGACAGAAGGGGAAAAAGUGUAUUUUCUGGUCCCUCCUGUGAAUUGUGGACCACAGAUACAGAGAGAAAACAAAUUGCACAUACAUGAAUAUUAUUCCCGGGAUCUGAAGACUCUAAAAAAUGCUCUUCAGGAUUGCCAUGGAUUUUUCUGAAGAAAAGAAUCUGUGAAAUUAUGUGAAUAGAGGCCAUUUUUCAAAGCCAUGGGGGAAAGAGAAAGAAGUCCAGGUACUGGUAAAGAAAGUAAGGCAGGCAGACAUUAUUACUCUUACUGUUCAUCUGAUUUUGGAGCUACACCACAGUCUUCUGGCCGGUCAUCGCUGGCCCAUCCGUCCUCACCGGCAAGUAUUAAGGGAAAAAAUCCUAAAAAACAAAUUUCAGACAGCCAAGUGCGUCAUCAAGUCCCUAGGAAACCAAACCCUAAGGGUCCACCAAACAGAAGGGGAGUCCCAGUGGGAUUUCACUCCCAGGGCCUCAAUAGGGAGCCACUUCGGAAAGAUACUGAUCUUGUUACAAAACGGGUUCUUUCUGCAAGACUGCUAAAAAUCAAUGAAUUGCAGAAUGAAGUAACUGAACUCCAGGUCAAGUUAGCUGAGCUGCUAAAAGAAAAUAAGGCUUUGAAAAGGCUUCACUAUCGGCAGGAGAAAGCCCUGAAUAAGUUUGAAGAUACAGAAAAUGAAAUCUCACAACUUAUUGCUCGUCAUAACAAUGAGAUUACAGCACUCAAAGAACGCUUAAGAAAAUCUCAAGAGAAAGAACGGGCAACUGAGAAAAGGGUGAAAGAUACAGAAGGUGAACUAUUUAGGACAAAACUUUCCUUACAGAAACUGAAAAAGAUCUCUGAAGCUAGACACCUACCUGAACGAGAUGAUUUAGCAAAGAAACUCGUUUCAGCAGAGUUAAAAUUAGAUGACACCGAGAGAAGAAUUAAGGAACUAUCAAGAAACCUUGAGCUAAGUACUAACAGUUUCCAGCGACAGUUGCUUGCUGAAAGGAAAAGGGCAUAUGAGGCUCAUGAUGAAAAUAAAAUUCUUCAAAAUGAGCUACAACAACUACAUCACAAAUUAAAGGAAAAGGAGAGAGAACUGGACUUAAAAAACAUAUAUUCUAAUCGUCUGCCAAAGUCUUCUCCAAAGAAAGAAAAAGAAAUUACAUCAAAAAAAAAUGCUGCAUGCCAGAGUGAUUUUACAAACCAGUGUACAAAAGAAGUACAAACCAGUGAAGACUUCGAGCUGGAGGAAUAUCCUAUAACACCACAAACAGUUAUGUGUUAUGAAAACAAAUGGAAAGAACCUGAACGUCUUUCUUUGGAUCUGGAAUCUCAAGAGAGAGAUGAUCAUGAAGAAGCAGGGAUUCUAAACCCAAUUGUGGAAAGAGAAGACAAAUUUGUUAAAGAUCAAGGACUCCAUGCUGUGAAACAGGAGGCUGAGAAGCUGGAGGAUGAGCGGGAAAGAGAAGAACUUGCUAAAAAGCAAAAGGAAAAGACAUCUUUGUUGGAGAGAGAAGAAAAGCCAGUGUUGGAAACUGGAAGAUACCGAAUGGAAACCUACCACAUUCAAAAUACUGAUAAAUUGGAAGAAGAGGAAGAAGAAAGGCUAAAGAGAGAAAUGCUACUUGCUAAACUGAAUGCAAUCAGCAGAGAACUCCAAGGUUCUCGGAAUCUAAAAUAUCCUUCUCUGCCAUUGCUUCGUGAUUUGGAAUCAAAACUGCGCUCCCCAGAGAGAAACCCCAAAACACACACAUUCUUUGAAUCCUCGGAGAGAUUAUUUAAUGGGCAUCAUUUGCAAGACAUCAGUCUUUUCAGUACAAAAGGCGAUGGUCAGAAUCCGGGCAGUAUCAGAAAACCAGCCUCUCCAGAUGGGCUUGCAUUUGGUAGCUAUGUGCCUUCAUUUGCGAAAACAUUAGGCAAGUCAAGUCCAGUUAGCCACAAGAGUAGCCUUUUGGAUUUCCAAAGAAACAAUAUAGAGAAAUUUAGUAAAGACAGUGUCGAUUUAAUUACAAGAAAAGAGAAAAAAGCUAAUCUGAUGGAACAGCUAUUUGGUGCCAGUGGCGGCAGCGGCAUUUCCUCUAAAAGCAGUGACCCAAAUUCUCUGGCUGCCACCAAUGGAGACUUUGACCCUCUAAAUUUUCUCCCUGGGGAUAAAAGCAGCAGGGGUAGGGAAUAUGAUGAUGACGAUGACUUUUUCUUCAGCGAAGGAAAUAGUUUUAAUCCAAAUAGACACCAAUUAAAACAUGCAAACAAUAAACCAGCAGUAAAAGGUGAUUCUGUAGAAGAUGAAAUUGAAGAAGUAGCACUGAGAUGACUGACUAGAGUAUAUAUUUUUUCCAAUUGUAAAUAUUAAAAUGUUUUAAUACAGUAUUUAUUUUAUUAUAAACAGAGUUUUUAAUAAAUAUUAUUAAGUCCUUAUUAAGCAAUAGUUUUAAAAGUAUAAAUACAGCGGAAAUAAAAAGAUCAUAUCACACCGCAUAGCUAGUUUGCCAAGAAUGAAGCAUGCUCUUUUGACUGAAACUGAAAAUAGAGAUGCAUCUUACUUUCUUUUUACAAAUAGGUUUUACGUCUGAAUCAGCUCAGUGGGGAGUUUUAUUCCAUUGGAGUACGUAUUCAUUUUCUAUUUUAUCCCUAUUUAUUUAUUUAUUUUUGGCCCUAUCCUCUCUGAGCUAAAUACAGUCUUCCUGCUGAUAGUCGAAUGGAAAUGAAGAGUGAGAGGCUCUGUUGGGAAGUGUGGCAAGGCUGAGGGUACUCUUAAGUGGAACAGUGACAACAUGGGGACUUCCCAUUCCUCUGGAAGCAACCACAGUUAAAUGCUACUCAUUUCCCAAUUACAGAGUCUCGUUAAAUCACUUACCUACAACUGUGCUAAUACAUUAGGUUGAAUUCAGAAGAUGUUUGUUUGGGUGGACAGUUCCCUGUCAUGGCUCCCAGAGGCUUGGGUGCAGUGUAGUCAGUAAUUCGUCUUCUUGAUCUCCUACGCUUUUUAUAUCUCAGUGACUAGAUGUGAGAGUUCAUACCAAAUACACGGAACAGAAGAAAUUUCAUCCCAAAAUAGCAAGAUUUUCAACUCAAUUAUGUUUCCAGAGUAACGUAACUAGGAAAUUUUAAUACGUACUUUUAAGAUUUGAACUUACUGUCAAACCAAAGAGACAACGAUAGUGUGAUACUAUUGGACUUACAGGGCUAAUUUUAAAGCAACCUUGGUAAAAAUUGUUUAAGAGAUGGGGCUCCUGCCUUGCGGAGUAGGGUGGUUGAUUUUCUGUUGAAAAGUGUUUGGUCUUCUGCUGUUUGUAGCUCACUUCAGCUGCAAAGGAGUUGAUGACCUUGGAUUAUGCUGGGCAUGAUUGGUCUUUAAGAAACAGUAAUACACCACCAACCAAGGAGAAAACACAGUUCAGAUGAAGAGUGGUGGAAAUAGUGUGUCAGGGGAAGAAUAAAUAACGUUGAUUGGCACUUAUUCUAAAGUGAACUGUUGUUUUCAAGAAUUUACUACAUAUUUGCUCAUAGUAUGAUUUCUCAUGCCAAGCAUACAUACUGAUGAGGAACUAGAGUUACUGUUUUAUCUUGAGUUCUUAUAAAUGCUUAUUAUUGAAUAUAAUUUCAUAAUUCUUUGACAAGACUGACCUGGUUAGGUCUCUAUUUAAAAGAUGUUACCACCUAGCAUCUUCUAAAUUGUGUUCCUGUUAUUUACUGGGAACUGAAUCUCUCAAAAGUGCUAAACUAUAUUAAAAAAUUUUUUAAUUUUUCUAUGACUGAUAUAAAUAAGCAUUUAGUAUAUUGUAAAUCAUUCUAAUAUAUGUAAACCACAAUAUUAUUGUAGUGCAGUUCUUGAUAAAAUAUUAUGUAAUGUUAAUUUUGUUCAUAGCUGCUAAUUUUUCAGCCAAAAGUAUUCUAAUUUUUAGGGUUUUUUGUUCUAAAGACUUUUGUAAAAAGUCCUUUAGUAAAGUUUUAUAUUCAGGUCAUUUUAGUUAGUCUCUUGCUUUUUUCUACCUGAUGUUUUCUAGUCUUUUUAACCAGAUGCAAUAAGGCAGAAUUAUUAAAUUAAACCUAAAAUUAAGUUAUAGACUUAGCAUUAUGGUGUUAAGCAUUAAAAUUGGAGAUUAUACAGAAUAAGUUUUUCUUUAUGAACAAACCUUAGUGAAUAACUAACUUUUUUUUUCUAAAUGUCAAGUUAAAUUUAUUUGCACUCAGAACUCUUAUUAAUAAAAAUGUAAAACACACUCUUUGUUUGAAUGGUACCUUCCUUAAGGUCACUUGGGAAAUAUAUAGUGGAAAUAGGACCUGCAGGGUUUUUAUUUCAUUAUUCACCUUUUAAAAUUUUCCUAUUCAGUAUUUUUAGUUGAAGUAGAUGAAUCUGCCCUAAGUCGGGUUAGACAGUAUGCUUAGCCUUAUCAGAUAAUUAUAGUCUUAAUGAAUUCUUUCACGCUUAAUAGCUGUCAUAAUGGCUUAUGUUGCUUAUAAUAUUAAAAGUAGGCGGUAAGGGGGACUAGAUUGAAUCAAAAUAAACACUUCAGUGCUGAUGCACUGGCUUUCUGAUGCUCAUCCCCACCUCACUUUCAGACACGCUGAAACUUCUGCUGUCCCUGGCUGGGUGUUAACCUGGGUAGAGCCUGCAAGUCCGUCUGGUGAAAAGGGGAUGGGAAACUUGUAUUACGGUGACAGUGUGGAUUUUUUAGGAUUAAAGAAGUUACCAUAAAUUGUCAAGAAAGGAUCUUUUAAAGCUUUUUCCUUUCUACACAAUAAAUGCCCCUUUCACCUUCAAGUCCCCUUUCGUAUCACUUGAAAGUGUUUUUCUGUUCUGGGUUUUGAGCAAAGAGCACGUCAUGUAUUCAUUCACUGACUGCUUGUUUGCGUGCUCCCUGGGGGGUGCGCGGCACGGUAUGAGGUGCCGGGAGAGUAAGGCCCUGCCUCUCCCUCAGUGUGGACACGAGCCGGGCCGCAUCCCUGCCCUUCCAUCCACUCCCUGGGCGUCCUUGGGCUACUUAGCAAUUACUAGUCUUUUAUAAUGCUUCCUAGGGUGGCUAUGAGGAGUACCUUAAAUACUUAGGUUAAUGUUUGGCACAGUGCAUGAUACAUUAUAAGCACUCAGUAAACAUCAGCUGUUGUUAUCACAGUUGUUAUGAGUUUCAUUUAGGGACUACUUGGAAAAAAUAGAGCAUAGGUAAUGUAUACAAAAUACAUUGACAUUAUACUCUGAGUAAGAUACAAGCAAAAAGAGCUUCUAAACCUCCAAAUUAACAUACAAUAUCUGUACUGAAUAUAUUGUGCCUCUUAGGUCUGCACUUAGAAUGUCCCUUUAUUCGGCACUAACUGUGUAUGACUGAUGAGCUGGCUUCCUAAUCUACAAAAGAGUAAGUAGAACAGCUAAGUUUUGGAACGCUUUUCUGAAGACAGUUUUAGUGACAUAAGGAGAGGUAGAGCGCCUCAUAGCAAAAAGACAAUGAAAUCCAGAAAACACCAGACUUGGACUGCAGAAUGUGACAAUUUGUAGCCCAGCUCCCUCCCCCCUCAAUGUCUGUGUGUGUCCUUGGAUAUGUUCAAAGCCUCUCCAUACCGCCCCUCUCCUCUACGAGGUGGGGCUAAUGAUGGUACCUACCUCAUGGUAGUUGCAUACAGUAAAUGAGUUCAUACGUGAAAAAUCUUAGAACCAUUUGAUGCUCAAAUUGUUGAUGUUCUGGAAAGGUAAUGGAGAAAAGGGGGGAUGAAGUGGUAUUGUUGAAUUCUAUAUAUAGAAUUGGCGGUUGGUGUUUUUAUGUAUGUGCUUUUUUCGCGUGAUCCUCCCAAAGCUUUUUCUAAAGAAGGCGCUUACUAUUGCUCCCAUUUGACAGUUGAGACUAACGGGUUGUAAUAUAUGAUAGAUUACACAGGUAACAGGCUGCAUUCAAUAGUCUCAAUUUAAGAAGUCCAAAGAAAUAAAGUAUUUUAGGAAGA
Messenger RNA from Delphinapterus leucas (beluga whale), 6937 nucleotides. The record is from RefSeq and is a predicted model, not a curated record. Lineage: Eukaryota; Metazoa; Chordata; Mammalia; Artiodactyla; Monodontidae.